Drosophila suzukii is the source of this 453-nucleotide messenger RNA. The record is from RefSeq and is a predicted model, not a curated record. Lineage: Eukaryota; Metazoa; Arthropoda; Insecta; Diptera; Drosophilidae.
UAAAAACGCCUGCAGGAAGUCAGUGCAGAUGAAAAACGACGCCUAUUCCAAGCUGUUUCCCAUUAUUGUGGGAUUUCAUCGACAGGAACCAAUACCACAACAGGGCAAAUCCGCAGAAGAUUUACUAGAAUAUCCCAGUGGAAGGAACAUGCCGAGUGGGACUGCCGGGCGUGUCAAGGAAUCAGAACCGCCAGUAAUAAGAUCUCCGACGAGCUCUCCAUCGCGGAACCACAGGACUCAACCACCACCAGCUUCUUGGAAGCUAAAGCUGCAGGACGCUCUGGCAGCCAUUGCCAGGAUGCUAGGCGACUUCCUGCAGCAUCAGCGGAACGACCCCGUCUCCAAUUCGGCUCCCACUCCCUCAAGGCCCAUGUUGGAAUCGGAGCUUGACAUCAAAUGGCUCGGACAAAAUGGUGAAGCAUCCAAGGAAACCUUAAUCUACUAAUUAACAUA